Messenger RNA from Leptinotarsa decemlineata (Colorado potato beetle), 1642 nucleotides. RefSeq names its product maternal embryonic leucine zipper kinase. Gene Ontology annotation, cellular component: cytoplasm. NCBI's taxonomy places the organism in Eukaryota, Metazoa, Arthropoda, Insecta, Coleoptera, Chrysomelidae. Gene Ontology annotation, molecular function: protein serine/threonine kinase activity; ATP binding. Gene Ontology annotation, biological process: protein phosphorylation; intracellular signal transduction. The record is from RefSeq and is a predicted model, not a curated record.
UUGAAUUUCGCCGGUUACUGGAAAUGUCAAGUUUUGAAAAUAGAAAAUACAAAUGACCUGAAAUGUUAUAUAUGAAUUCUAAAUAGAAAAUAUCUGUGGAAGUUAACGUCAUUUGAUGCAAUAGUUUUUUCUGGAAUUAUUGUUUUUCAAAUUCUAUAAACAUAACAUCUUGCACAACUUGUGAACUGCUGUGAGGAUAACUACUAAAAUAUAUAUUUCCAAAUGGUUCGACAUUAUUCUCUGAAAGGAUUUUAUGAAUUAGAUAGGACAAUAGGAUCUGGUGGUUUCGCAAAAGUCAAGUUAGCCACCCAUAUUGCAACUGGUGAAAAAGUAGCUAUAAAAAUUAUGCAGAAAGCUCAACUUGGGUCUGAUUUGUCAAGGGUGAAGUUAGAGUUGAAAGCUCUACAGAACGUACUACAUGAGCAUAUUUGUAAAUUAUAUCAGGUAAUUGAAACUGAUACACACUUCUUUAUCAUCAUGGAGUACUGCUCAGGAGGUGAACUUUUUGAUCAUAUUGUUGAGAAAAAUAGACUAACAGAAUCGGAGAGUAGGAUGUUUUUUAGACAAAUUGUGUCAGCAGUGGCCUACUUACACAGUCUUGGGUAUGCUCACCGCGAUCUCAAACCUGAAAAUAUACUCCUUGAUAAGCAUCAAAAUUUGAAACUAAUUGAUUUUGGCUUGUGUGCAAAACCUGAAGGAGGCAUGGAAAAUCCUUUGAGUACAUCAUGCGGAUCUCCUACUUAUGCUGCUCCUGAGCUGGUAUUGGGAAAACAGUAUUUAGGAACUGAAGUAGACAUAUGGGCUAUGGGAGUGUUACUGUAUACUCUGUUGGUGGGAGCAUUGCCCUUUGAUGAUGAUAGUAUAGAUGGUUUAUACAAAAAAAUUUUGACUGGAAAAUACGAAGAACCGCCGUUUUUAUCUAAAGGGAGCUCUAGCUUGAUAAAAUCUAUGCUUCAAGUCGACCCGAAAAAGAGAAUAACAAUCACAGAACUUCUUUCUCACCCUUGGCUUACUUUGGGUAUUUUAGAUCCCGUCGAAUUGAAAUCAGAAAACGUAAAAUGUUACGACGCUCAAUGCGUCGAGUUAAUGGCUAGUCAAAAUCAUGUACAUAAGGAUGUGAUGUGGAAUCAUUUGAAGAAGUGGAAAUACGAUUAUCAUACAGCUACAUACCUGCUGCUGCUGUCUAAAAAAAACAGAGGGUCUACCCUGAAACUGAAUAACUCCAGCAUGACCAUACCUAUAGAGGCGACUAAGGAAAUUUCAUUGACAAAGACAAUAUCGAAGAAUAUAGCGAACGUGCCGGAUGAUUUUUUGGUUGAAAAUGCGGAAAAAGAUUCCAAAUCAGAGAAGAACGAUAUUAUCCUUAAUACGCCCAUCGACAAAUUACUUCCUGGAGGUUCAAACACUGUCAGUACUCCUGAUAAAUACAAACAGCAUCAACCAAAUGGUUUUUUAGAACCAAACAAGCCUUCUAGUAUUCGUAGACCACUCAAGAGGCUGCGGAGUCCGGGACCUGACGAUGGUUCACCAAGUAAGAAAUACACAUUAUUCUAUUUUACUAACUGCAUGGUGUGAACUACACGAUUUUUGCCAAAUUUGCCCGGGUAAUAAUAUUCAUUCGGCAAAUUUGAAUAUCAACACG